AUGGCUGACAACGGUCCCCCCACGACCUCUGGUCAACUCCCGCCGCCGCCGCAGCCCAACGCGGGCGCGCCUGGCUACGAGAACGGCCAAAACCCUGGCUCGAACCCGUCGCACAUGCCUCCCCCUCCUCUGCAUAUUCCGCAGAACACCAAUCCGAUCCCGACCGCGAUCACUUCCCCGAUGGGUCCGGGCGGCGACAAGAGUGGCAUGAUGUCCCCAGGCAGCGCCGGCCCCUUCGGUCGCCGCGCCGCGCCGGAGCCGAACAAGCGUGCGCUGUAUGUCGGGGGCUUGGACCCGCGCGUCACCGAGGACGUCUUGCGUCAAAUCUUCGAGACCACCGGUCACGUCCAGAGUGUCAAGAUCAUUCCGGACAAGAAUGCCAAGGGUUACAACUACGGUUUCGUUGAGUACGACGACCCCGGUGCCGCCGAACGCGCCAUGCAGACUCUGAACGGCCGCCGUGUCCAUCAAUCGGAGAUUCGUGUGAACUGGGCCUACCAGUCCAACAGCACCAACAAGGAGGACACUUCGAACCAUUUCCAUAUCUUCGUCGGCGAUCUCUCUAACGAGGUCAAUGACGAGGUCCUCCUCCAGGCCUUCUCGGCCUUUGGGUCUGUUUCUGAGGCUCGCGUCAUGUGGGACAUGAAGACCGGCCGCUCUCGUGGUUAUGGUUUCGUCGCCUUCCGCGAGCGCCCGGAUGCCGAGAAGGCACUGAGCUCCAUGGAUGGCGAGUGGCUCGGCUCCCGUGCUAUCCGCUGCAACUGGGCCAACCAGAAGGGCCAGCCCUCCAUGGCCCAACAGCAGGCCAUGCAGCAGAUGGGCAUGACCCCGACCACGCCGUACGGCCACCAUCAUUUCCCUACCCAUGGCGUCCACAGCUACGACAUGAUUGUCAACCAGACCCCGGCCUGGCAGACCACCUGCUACGUGGGUAACCUGACUCCCUACACCACUCAACAAGACAUCGUUCCGCUCUUCCAGAACUUUGGCUUCGUCGUCGAGUCUCGUUUCCAAGCCGACCGCGGCUUCUCAUUCGUCAAGAUGGAUACUCACGAGAACGCCGCGAUGGCCAUCUGCCAGCUGAACGGCUACAACGUCAAUGGCCGCCCGCUCAAGUGCAGCUGGGGCAAGGACAAGACGCCUAGCCAUCCCCAGCAGUUCGACCCCAACCAGCAGUACAGCCCUCAGAGCGCGCAGACCCCUGGUUAUCCCGGUACGCCCUCCACCUAUUUUAACCAGUACGGUGGUGGUACGUAUCCCCGCGAGGCUGCUGCCCCGAACUCGGUAGUUAACGCCCCCGUAGGUUCGUACGGUCCGGGCCAGCAGCCUGGCUACGCCGGUCCCCAGGCCCAGUCGCCGGCCGGCUACGGUGCGCAGCCCAUGGGCUACAGUGGCCCCCCGAGCGCUGGUGGCUACGGCCGUGGGCAGCAGUCCAACGCGCAGUGGAACCAGCCGCCCCCUGGUCAGAACUUCAACAACGGCUUCUCCGGUUACCAAGGUUAG
Chaetomium fimeti is the source of this 1503-nucleotide messenger RNA. RefSeq lists its product as uncharacterized. Bases 1 to 1503 code for a protein of 500 amino acids. The record is from RefSeq and is a predicted model, not a curated record. Gene Ontology annotation, cellular component: nucleus. Gene Ontology annotation, molecular function: mRNA binding. Lineage: Eukaryota; Fungi; Ascomycota; Sordariomycetes; Sordariales; Chaetomiaceae. The transcript has 4 exons.